AUGGCUCUGGCGGGUCCCGCCUCCACGGAGGUUGGGAGAUCACCGUCGAGCUCGUCCGCUAGCUCGAUACCAAUGGCUGAAGAUAAGCUUAGACUGGUUAGCUUUAUCGGUGGAGAAACAAUAACUUUCGAUUGGAAACCAGAUGAUCCUCAGAGGAAUACUGAACUGGUUUCGAUCUUAUUUGAGGUGAUCGGGGCAGUCUCGAAUCCUCAACUGUUGAACAAUCAUUAUGCACCUUUUAGCAGU
Messenger RNA from Ostertagia ostertagi, 246 nucleotides. Lineage: Eukaryota; Metazoa; Nematoda; Chromadorea; Rhabditida; Trichostrongylidae. The record is from the annotation of a GenBank genome assembly.